AAGAAACGAGAGAGCACGCACCACACACUGAUGCACAGCGCUCCCCUCUUCUCUUCCUCUCCAUUCCUUUUUUUGUAAUUAUUAUUUUUUAUUUUAUUUACACUUCACACGUAUAAGUAUUACCUGGCACUACUUUUUUCUUUACUUAUAUUUUACAUACAAUAAACAAAAACCAAAAAAGGAAACUAUAUAACAACAACUACCACCACCACCACCACCGUCACCGUGUUGCACCUUUCUCUUUCAGUCAUGACUUCAUCGGGAGGUGGCGGAGGCAGGUACAUGGCCUACUCUCCCUCGCCUUCCGCCCCUCACUCUCCUCAUCUCUCUGGCCUUCGUUCUGCUGCCGCCGCAGCUUCCUCUGCCGCCUUCCUCGACCAAGAGAAAUACCUCUCCGAGUUACUGGCAGAGCGUCACAAGCUUAGUCCAUUCAUGCCAGUGCUUCCACAUACCUAUCGAUUGUUGAACCAGGAAAUUUUGCGUGUAACCACACUGUUGGGGAAUGCAUCAGUUUUAGGUCAAAGUGGGCUUGAACAAGCUAGCCCCCUGGCUUCUGGAGGAAUAUUUUCAAAUGGAGGAGCCGAUAUGAACGGAUGGACAUCACGGUUUCAAUCAGAAAUGUCAGGAUUAGUACAGCCCUCUUCGGCACAGAACUGGCUGAGUUCUCAAGGUAGCUCUUCUGGUCUUAUUGUUAAGAGAACGAUCAGAGUGGAUAUUCCUGUCGAGAAAUACCCUAAUUACAAUUUUGUUGGCCGCCUCCUUGGUCCUAGGGGCAACUCUCUUAAGCGUGUGGAAGCAAAUACAGAGUGUCGUGUCCUGAUAAGAGGGCGGGGCAGUAUUAAGGAUCCAGCUAGGGAAGAAAUGAUGAGAGGAAAGCCUGGGUAUGAACAUCUUAAUGAACCUCUUCAUAUCCUAGUUGAGGGAGAACUACCUGUUGAAAUAGUUGAUGCUCGCCUGAUGCAAGCACGGGAGAUACUUGAAGAUUUGCUUAAACCUGUGGAUGAAUCCCAGGAUUUCUACAAGAAACAACAGCUGCGAGAGCUAGCAAUGCUGAAUGGUACACUUCGUGAGGAAGGUUCUCCCAUGUCUGGUUCUGUAUCCCCCUUCCACAACAGCCUUGGUAUGAAGAGAGCAAAGACUAGGGGGUAAAGGAUCCCUCCAUGUGGGCUUUUGGAGCUUGUGUCUUAGUGUCUGCCGUAAGCAGCAGUUUCCCGGACAUUGCAGGUGUUGCUGUGUCAGGCAAUGCCUCCAACUGCCGUCGGGGCACUGGCACUGUUGCGUGCCAGUUCUAACUUGUUUCUAUAUGAAAGUGUGUUUAUCUUGUGUUUGGGAGAAGGUUAAAAGCUAGUAUUUACACAGUCAGGGGCAGGUGUCUGAGUUGUCAGGGUUUGCGCUUUUGCAUUUGUAUGUCUGUGGGUUGAGGCAGUUUGGUUGGGGCAGUCGCAGCCCCCCUAAAUUGUGCUUGUAUUAUUAGGUCAUAGUCUUAAAGCUUGCAAUGACAGUUUUGAUAUGAGGGAGUUAAAGGUAUGGUUUGGUUACAGAAGAAGUGAGGGUGAUUUUAUGUUAGUGAAUGUUGUUUUUGGGGCUGGAGUGUUUGGAAUUAUCAAAAUCCAAUUGUAGAUCGCACUCUUAGAUGUUAUUAUUAUUAUUAUUACGUUAUUAAAAGGAA
Theobroma cacao (cacao) is the source of this 1669-nucleotide messenger RNA. Its product is annotated as RNA-binding KH domain-containing protein. NCBI's taxonomy places the organism in Eukaryota, Viridiplantae, Streptophyta, Magnoliopsida, Malvales, Malvaceae. The record is from RefSeq and is a predicted model, not a curated record. Gene Ontology annotation, biological process: regulation of mRNA splicing, via spliceosome. Gene Ontology annotation, cellular component: nucleus. Gene Ontology annotation, molecular function: mRNA binding.